Alternaria arborescens is the source of this 1296-nucleotide messenger RNA. RefSeq lists its product as hypothetical. The coding region runs from base 1 to 1296 and encodes 431 amino acids. The transcript has a single exon. The record is from RefSeq and is a predicted model, not a curated record. NCBI's taxonomy places the organism in Eukaryota, Fungi, Ascomycota, Dothideomycetes, Pleosporales, Pleosporaceae.
AUGACCUUCGUGGAAUUUACUUCCCACCACCCAGCACUCGGCUUAGGCAAGCUUCUAAGCCUCUGGACACUCGCCCUUGCUCCUCUCAUUGCCCACGUUAUAGCAGGCGCGCCGGAGCCAAUAUAUCUCUGCGCCGAGCCACCAAGAUGGAUAGACUAUGCCGUAUUCUGGAACCCUACAUCAAUCAUCUGGCGUUACUUCACCAUAUUCGAUCGCAGGAUUCGUGCCAAGAACUGGAAUCGCGAAAUCCUGGCCUCGUCUAACGCACUUUUUUGGACGACAGAUGGCUGGAAUGGAAGUGAAGAUAUGAUCAGAGAGGGGAGGAAAUAUUGUAUAAGGUUGCCGCCUAGAAGCCACGCAGACUUGUUGUCGAAGUCGUUCAUGAAUACUGUGAUCGUGACAUUGCAGGGCGUACAGGCUUUAUACGAGUUACUCUUAGUGGAGAAAUUCAACAACAACAUCAACCUGGCUACCGUAUUCCUGCCACUUGCCCUGCUCGGUCUAAUACGGCUUCCUUCAGCUCUCUGGAUCACAGAUGGUUUCGCGUACAAUCACUAUGACGUAAAACUAAGCAACGAGAGGGGCAGUCAAGUCACCACAACGACAAAAAUAGGAUACCACGAGUUGACCACCGUACCAUUGUCAGGCGACGACACGCCUCAGUGGCCGCCUCCGACAAGCGAAGAUAUCAGCUACGCAGAAUUCCGUCCUCGGAAGAGCAUUCAUGGUUACGUCGCGAGAAUCAUCUUCUUGACUCCACUACUCGGCAUGGCCGGCCUAACUGUCUUUUGGACCUACUGGGUUUCGAAAGAUGGCGGUUACAUUACCGGCACAGGACUCUUUUCCCUCAUGCUCUGGUUCACCUUCAGCCUCGGAAGUGCCUUUGUCUUCAUCCUCAAUAUCGCAAGAGCACAGGAUAGAACUACCGUCGUUCCCGGAGUAUCAACGUUGUGGUACCGCUUAUACUCCGCUAUCCUUUUCCUUCUCAUGCUCGCAUUGCUGAUCACGGCGACUAUCGAGACGAAAGAAACAUGGUGCGGAAAAUUCACCGUCUUGUACGAUGAAGCCGUCUGCCCUUGGAUCGCACACCUACCACAAGACACAUACAUGUACUUCUAUACGACGGCUACAGAUGGCUCAAGUAGUUGGACAGGCUUCAUUCACGCGACGAAGGCGUAUUUGGCCGGUAAUUACUCUUUGAGAGCUGUGAAUGCCUCCCUUGAUGCUACUCCGGAAACCGCGUACGCGUUUCUAAAUCAGAGUUUACAAGAGUUUACAAGAAACGUCGAUAGUUAA